This is a messenger RNA of Danaus chrysippus (African queen), 1158 nucleotides long. NCBI's taxonomy places the organism in Eukaryota, Metazoa, Arthropoda, Insecta, Lepidoptera, Nymphalidae. The record is from the annotation of a GenBank genome assembly.
AUGGAGUCCAAAUUAAAUUACAAAGACACUCACAUACAGGACAGUGAUAAAACUAAUAUAAAUCUAACGACACCGUUCUCGAUAAACGACAUACUGACUAGAGAGAAUGAGUCCAAGUGCAAUUUUGAAAAUGGAAUGUUUUGCUCGGACGCGUUCGGCGGGAAAAUGAAAUGCCUCAAACCGGCCAGUUACAAUAAGGACGAUUACAAGAAGGAGGCCGCUGAAAAGAGUAUGAAUUACUACGACGAUAAUUAUAAGGAUUACGCUGAUGAUGGAGCCAUUGAUAUGUCUAGGAAGAAUAAUUUCCCGGUUACAGAAUUAUCCGAUGACUACGACUCUUCGUCCAACACUGGUUCUCCGCGGCGUCAUUCUUCUCCCUCUUGUGAUAAUUACCGGCCCUUCAUACAAUACGACAGAAAAUGUAGCACACCCACAGACUCUAGACACGGAUAUAUGGAUUACACACAGAAUAGCGGACGUAAAAAACGCUCUAGAGCCGCAUUCUCUCAUGCUCAAGUAUACGAAUUGGAGAGAAGAUUCAGUCAACAAAGAUAUUUAUCAGGACCAGAACGUGCUGACCUCGCAGUCAGUCUAAAAUUAACGGAGACGCAGGUCAAGAUAUGGUUUCAGAAUCGACGGUACAAAACUAAGAGGAAACAGAUGCAAUUACAAGAGAGCGGCUUACUAGCGAACCACGCGAGGAAAGUAGCUGUGAAAGUGCUUGUUAAUAGCCAGCUACCCGAUAUUAAAACAUACCAAGCACCGUGUAAAAACCCAGCACUAUUCCAACCACCAAUGCUCGAUAAUUCUAUAAUCAAGCACUUCGCUGGCGUCUACGAUUUCGCUAAGAAUCCCGAAUACAAAGCGCUUUUACAAGAAUCGUACAAUCAAGCGGUGUUACAAUCUUUAUACGCGCCGCAUUUAGGGGUAAAUUACCCGAACUUACCCUUGUCGUACAUGUAUUACCCUGGACAUCCGUUUGGGAUGUGCGACAUGAAUGGGGAAACUAGCGACAAGUACUCGGGUAACAAGGGUAACAAAGGUAACGACGGUAACAAAGGUAACGAAGGUAACAAAAGUAACGACAAAUAUAAACCAAUGGAUAUUAAUGAGAAUAGCAACGACAGUAUGGCGAGUAACAUAGAAAUCGAAAAUUAA